Daldinia decipiens is the source of this 1447-nucleotide messenger RNA. RefSeq names its product mitochondrial carrier. The record is from RefSeq and is a predicted model, not a curated record. Gene Ontology annotation, molecular function: guanine nucleotide transmembrane transporter activity. The transcript is spliced from 8 exons. NCBI's taxonomy places the organism in Eukaryota, Fungi, Ascomycota, Sordariomycetes, Xylariales, Hypoxylaceae. Gene Ontology annotation, cellular component: mitochondrion. The coding region runs from base 272 to 1177 and encodes 301 amino acids.
AAUUAAGGUUGGUGCGGUACAAAUUGGUAAUAAGAUCUAGAAAUUUUUAUUUUAUUUUAUUUUUUUCAAUACCCUUCGGCGCGAUUGAAAUUUUGUUCGACUUCUCAUGUGAGCUUUUCUCCUCCGGGUCCGCAGUCGUUCUGAUCCUCAAUUCCUCGUCAUUUUCUUAGAAUAGUCCGUCAAGUCUUCUUAAUCCGGGACAUCUAGACUGCCAUAUAUCUAUUCAUUUACCCUUGGAAUUCCGGUAUUAGCAUUACACUUGUAAUUCAUAAUGGCGCCGAUGGUCACUGGCAAGGAGCGCGAGUCGAAUCUCGCUCGACUCCUUGGUUCCGGCUCUGCCGGUAUAUCAGAAUUGGCUGUCUUCCAUCCUGUCGACACCAUUGCCAAGCGAUUAAUGAGCAACCAGACGAAGAUCAAGAAUACGAGCCAACUGAAUAAGGUCAUCUUCAAGGACAAAGCAGACGCGGCAUUCGGUCGAAAAUUCUUCUCGCUCUUCCCGGGAUUAGGCUAUGCAGCGGGUUACAAGAUUUUGCAAAGGAUAUACAAGUAUGGCGGCCAACCUAUCGCAAGGGAUUAUCUUGCGGCGCACUACGGCAAGGACUUCGAGGGCGCUUUUGGAAAGAAAACCGGCAAGGCAAUCAUGCACUCGACUGCUGGCAGCCUGAUCGGCAUUGGCGAGAUCGUCUUACUUCCAUUAGACGUAUUAAAGAUCAAACGCCAGACCAACCCAGAAGCGUUCCGAGGACGAGGCGUUUUCAAGAUUAUCUCGGAUGAGGGCUUUGGAUUAUAUAGAGGCUGGGGGUGGACUGCAGCCCGAAAUGCUCCUGGAUCAUUUGCACUCUUCGGUGGCUCGGCUUUCACCAAGGAAUACGUCUUCGCACUAAACGACUAUAACAAGGCGUCUUGGUUCCAGAACUUUAUCGCUUCAAUUGCCGGUGCUUCGGCAUCCUUGGUUGUCUCCGCUCCCUUGGACGUUAUCAAAACCCGUAUUCAGAACAGGAAUUUCGAGAACCCCGAAAGCGGCUUCCGUAUCUUGUCCAACAUGGCAAAGAACGAAGGUUUCUCUAGUUUCUUCAAGGGUUUGGUACCUAAGCUUCUUAUGACCGGACCGAAGCUGGUCUUUUCCUUCUGGCUCGCCCAGACACUGAUCCCAACAUUCGACACAAUGUUAAAAUAGAACAUUUUACUUGUAUCAUAGAUUUGGACGCCAGCGUUCCACUGUAUGUAUAUACGAUCGAGCCGGCGUUUUAACGGUUGCGGAUGACAACGCGAUAAUGGAGGCGGGUUCUAUCGGUUUGGAUUUAUUAACCUAGAUGAUUAUAAAAGACUUCGGCAGGGUAGACAGGAACUAAAAAUAAAUACUCGACUCUUAGCAAUAUUUUAUAUUACAUGUAGGAUUCCGUGGAUGAAUAGGUAGGUGUACUCAUCAUAGUGCCCACAUAUGUCA